Portunus trituberculatus (swimming crab) is the source of this 4051-nucleotide messenger RNA. RefSeq lists its product as uncharacterized. Bases 377 to 1633 code for a protein of 418 amino acids. Gene Ontology annotation, molecular function: calcium ion binding. Lineage: Eukaryota; Metazoa; Arthropoda; Malacostraca; Decapoda; Portunidae. The transcript has 10 exons. The record is from RefSeq and is a predicted model, not a curated record.
UGAGCAUGGCGUGGUGAUGUAGUAGUAGUAUGUGUGUGGUGCAAGUGCUGUCCGUUGUUAGUUCUGAAUAUUGGUGAAAUCUGUGUUGGUGCACGUGAAGUGAAGUGGCGGUGUUAAAUUGAGAGAUUAGGUGUAUUUGAGUGUUGGAGCUGGGAAGUGGUGUUUAUAAAUGGUGUGUGAGGUUAUAACGUACUGGUGUGUGGUGUAGUGGGGAAGUGAUGUGCUUCUAAAUGAUGGGUGAAGGUAUAAGGACAACACCACAGGCAACACCAGGACCCUGAAAUAAGGCACCAGGACGGAAGACCACCACAACACCUUCACUGAGACACCCAACAAGGCGCCUGCGUGGAAAGGUGUAGCAGCAGCAGCAGCAACAAUGCCACUCUCGUCUCCCAAGCAACGAGAGACGCCAGUGUCCGUCAGUAAGUCGUCUGCACAACAUGACGCCACGCCCUCACCCUCCUCACUGACGCCCCUCGCCGCCCACACCACGCCCGGGGAAGAAGUAUCCACGCUCAAGCAAGGCGCAACCAGGGACGAGAAAGAAGCUACUGACGGAGGGAGGGUGGAGGGUGACUGCAGCUGGUUCCAGGAGCAGACGUGUGGUUUAAUCCUAGAGUGUGUUGCAGAUAUGGACGCGUGCUUCAAGGCUUUCGACAAGGACGAGGAUGGCUUCCUCAACCAGAGCGAGUUCUCCGCGUUGUGUCGAGCGCUGUUCCGCAACGAGCGAGGCAAACCAUACCCAGUGGAGACGUCCAUGCUCAACACCAUCUUCACCAUCUUCGACACCAACAAGGAUCACGUCAUUGACAAGGAGGAGUUCAGGUAUUGCUGGCAGAAGUGGAUCAAACAGGUGGUGCGGCCAGUGACGGCUCUGGUGAUUGUGGAUGUCCAGAACGACUUCAUCUCAGGCUCCCUCGCCCUCAUCAACUGUCCAGCGGGCCAUCACGGAGAAGAGGUUAUUCCCCCUGUGAACCGGAUACUGGAGGAGAACCGCUUUGAUGUGGUGGUGUAUUCCCUCGACUGGCACCCAGAGAACCACGUGUCCUUCAUCGACAAUGUACACAUGCGCUCUCUUCACUCCUCCUGCAAGUUGAUGUGUGAGGAGACGCAGGUUUACGACACCGUCAUCUUUGACGUUAACAAUGAUGGGACGCCGAUGGAGCAGAAGCUAUGGCCGAGGCAUUGUGUCCAGAACACUUGGGGUGCCGAGCUGCACGAGGACCUCAAAGUUGCAGAGGAUGCAAUCUUGGUGUACAAGGGCACUGACCCAGACACCGACUCCUACAGUGUGUUCUGGGACAACAACAAGAAGUUCCACACAACACUGAAUGAGGAACUCCAGAAGCGAGGCGUCACCGAUGUCUUUGUGUGUGGCGUGGCCUAUGACGUGUGUGUCGCGGCGACCACCAAACAUGCAAUUGAGGAGGGCUACAGGACAAUCUUGAUAGAUGAUGGCUGCCGGGGUGUGAGUGAGGAGGACAUUGCGGCCACCAGGGAACACACCAUUGCCAACCAAGGCCUUGUUGUACACUCUUCACAGGUGAAAAAUCUCGCCACUGGGAGGGACAGACCACCAGCGCUUGCCUACAAGCUGGCCCUCGAACUAUCCAAGAAGACAAAGAAGAAAUAAAUUAAUAAUGUGAUGGGAAGACAAGUGAGGGAGAGGGAGGGAGAGAGAGAGAGAGAGAGAGAUAGAGACAGAAAGUGUUCAAAAUAAGGAAGUGAAGCAAACACCAAGGGAGGCUCCUGAGGGGAAUGAGAGAUUGAAGACGAACAACAAAGGAAGCUACAGUAAAUCUAAGCCUCAAAACUUCUUUCAGCACCAAGCUACAUACUGAUUUAUCAUCAGGCUAUUCUUCGUUAUCAAGAAAAAUGCUAAAAUUCUGGUUUGUCAAGCUCGCAUGUCUUACCUCAUUGUUUCUAUGACACAAUGAAAAAAACUAAUAAAAGUUUACUUAUAAGCAUUACUGACAGGCACUCAGUAACCAUAUGUAGGCUCAGAUAACAUUUCCUUUUUAAUAACAAGACAUGUAUUAAGUUGCCAAUGUGAUACAAAAUAAAACCCUUCCAAUACAAGGGAUAAGGCCUUCCUGCCACUAAGCUAUAACAGUACUUAAAACCAUUGUAGAUGUGUGGGUCCUUUGUUGCUGUACUUUUAAGUUUUAAAAAAUCAUGUGAUGGUAGAGAGUGACAUCAGAAGGUGCAAAUUUACUGUACAAGUCAUGAAACGCUUCAACUGCCUUGAUAAGUAGGUGCUUUCAGAGCAGUUUGUAGGCAUUACCGGAGGCUCUAAGGUUAGUUGACCUAGACUGUGUUAGACAGCUUUUUAUCUUGUCUCUUAUUUUCAUCAUUCAUUCCAAACAAGCAAAACAAAUCUACAAUUGCAAUCAUCUAAUGUCAAGGUCACAGUAAUGCCAUACAGCCAACACCCAUGGACAGCAGGUGUCACAGCGUCACACUCACAACGGACGCAGGGCCUGACAGCUGCUGCUGCUGUUGCACAGAUCAAUGCUGCACAUAUCAUCAUCAAUCAUGGUAAUGACAGCAGCACUCCAGUCCCUCACUCAGCCAUGGUAUAUACAAUGGUCAAAAACUGCCAUGAUGGAGGCAGGACCACCAGAUGUGUACAGGAUGAGAGUGUGUUCCUCAGCCAGUGUGGCCCUGCAAGCCCCACCACCCUGAUUGAGUGGUUCCUGUGGUUGCCAGGUGAUGGCCAGCGUGUGCCAGUCAUUCCCUAAACCAGCGAUUGAUGUGUUCUUGGCAGCCAUUAAGGCCACCGAGUGCCUUGGGUGGCAGGUGUGUGCUGCUGGUGGGGACUCACACUUCAUUCACUUCAUGUACAUCUGAUGUCUGGUACAUUGGUAAAAUUUAAUCAAUACAAAAUUUUGAUUCACCAUAAACACAAAACUAAACCAUGUCCACAUUUCUACUUUGGUUAUUCCAUUUUCAUGUAAUGUUAGCUUUUGACAUCAUGCAUUCCCCUAAAUUACAUUAUUCUUUGUCAUCAUUAUCAAGCUAAUUUUCACACUAUGUGGCUGACCCCCAAUGACCAAACCAACCUCGCAAUCCGAGGCUCAAGUUCAAUGGAGUGACUACCUGCUGGGUCAGGGGUGGUGCCGCGUCCCUCUCACCUUUCUCAUGGUGCGUCUCAACCUGAGAGGCGCCAACAUAGGAUAGAGUUAGGUUAGUUGAUACUUCACUCACAGCAUAUGAUGCCUUGUGGGUCUUGGCACAAGUGCUGAAAUGUUAUCAGGGAAAACUGUGGCCUGGCUGUUGACGAGGAGGUGAGAGGGAGAGUGCCAGUGCAUGACACAGCCUGGUCCUGCUGCCUCCCAGUCAUCAUCUGCCUCCAGCCACAGUCCACACCCACCAGUGUCACAUACAAUUAACACCCAACUGUAACAUUUUUGUUCUUAUGUAAAAUCUGUACAUAAACUAUCACAAUGUUCUGAGCACAACUAAAAUAAUAAAGAGUUGGGUCUGUUCAUGACAUAAUUGGAUUGUAUUUAAGAUUGUACAAUGUAUAUUUUUCUAAAUUUGGAGAAAUAAUUGGGAAUCUUUGUCUUAACGUUGACGUGUUUUACAAAAGUUUUAUAUAAAGACGUGGAAGUUCUCUGUCAUGGUCUUGCUUGACCUGAGCUUUACUGUACAAUGAGCAUUUCAAACACUGGCUGUUUCUUUACAACCUCUGCCCUCCUCCUUAACAUUCCACUAAGGACACAAAUCCUGUCGUCAAUGACAAAAAUAACUGGGCUUUGUCAUUUCAGUAUAUAUAUAUAUAUAUAUAUAUAUAUAUAUAUAUAUAUAUAUAUAUAUAUAUAUAUAUAUAUAUAUAUAUAUAUAUAUAUAUAUAUAUAUAUAUAUAUAUAUAUAUAUAUAUAUAUAUAUAUAUAUAUAUAUGGUUCAGUUUACUGUUUUUUGAGCUUUGAUUUCAAAAUGUGUCUGCUAAUAAAAUCUGAAGGACUAUUGUAUGCUAAUAUUUUCCUAUUAAACAUAAGAAACAUAUGUCAUCACACAUGCAAUCUUGCUUUGCUUCAUAAAUGCUUUG